GACCUGUCCAAUCAAAGGAGCUGAAUUUCUCCUCCGAUAUCUCCCUUCAUGACCUGGACACUAAACUGCGGCAAGUUGUCAUCUGGCUGGAAAAAAACAACCACGUCAGACUUACUAUCAGAGCACGAACUCACGGUGGCACAUCACUGGAUAAAGUCGUAAUGCAAAUGGUGGAGAGGAUAUCAGUGGCUGUUGGCUUUGUAUCGAAACCGUCUGUGGUUCGUGGGGGCCGUGCUGCCAUGUGUGUCCUUCGGCUUGCUUCUGCUAAAGAACUGCAGAGAAAGGGAGCAGAGACUUCGAACGAGAAUUUAAAACCUGACUCGGAGACACCAGCAUAAAUGGCGUAAGUCUCCAAAAAUGUUGCUUUAGGGUUCACUGGAAUAUGACUCAUGCACUCUACACUAAGAGGGGCUCUAAAAGGUGAACCACUGGAUUUGCAGUGUCGUUGAGCUCAGAAUAAAUGGAUUUUGUUUAGCUGACAACACUUUCUGAUUUAACUGGGCUCUAAAUCAGAGCUUAUUAAACUCUGGGAGGUUUCUGGGAAGUCUGGUUUUGGAAAUGUAUAGCUUUCAGAGCUGGAAGAAUGCAACGCACCAUUUAAUUGCGG
Molecule: messenger RNA, 607 nt
Organism: Sinocyclocheilus grahami
Lineage: Eukaryota; Metazoa; Chordata; Actinopteri; Cypriniformes; Cyprinidae
Product: translation initiation factor IF-3, mitochondrial-like
Exons: 2
Biological process (GO): ribosome disassembly; mitochondrial translational initiation
Cellular component (GO): mitochondrion
Molecular function (GO): ribosome binding; translation initiation factor activity
Source: RefSeq, a predicted model, not a curated record